Microdochium trichocladiopsis is the source of this 1800-nucleotide messenger RNA. RefSeq lists its product as uncharacterized. The transcript has 5 exons. The coding region runs from base 1 to 1800 and encodes 599 amino acids. The record is from RefSeq and is a predicted model, not a curated record. NCBI's taxonomy places the organism in Eukaryota, Fungi, Ascomycota, Sordariomycetes, Xylariales, Microdochiaceae.
AUGGCGUCUCAUACCCUUUCCGCGGGCGCGAAGCAUCUCGCGGCUGCGGUACUCCUCGCCACACUACCGCUGGCGCUGGCUCAUGGUGACGAGGAGCAUAUGGACAUGGACAUGGCCAUGGCUAGCCCGGAGCCUCAGCCCGACUCAGAUCCCGCCAACCUGACUUACUUCCGGCUGCCGGAGCACACAGGCGCAAUCUAUGGCCACAUUGUGCUGAUGGUCCUUGCUUGGAUCGUUGUACUCCCCAUUGGUGUCAUGUUCUCCAUCGCGCGGUCUCGAUAUACCGUACCGACACAGUUCUUCUUCCUCGCGACAAAUGCUGCUGGUCUUGUUCUCGGCCUCUUCUACAAUGCCAACACACCCGACCUAUAUCCGAACAACGCGCACCACAAGCUCGGUUGGCUCGUCUUUUGGGUUGCCUGCGCUCAGGUCUUGAUCAGUAUGGUUGGUCGUGCCUCUGGCGCGCUUGGGAAGGGUUUGAGCAAGCUCCGUAGUCACUACAAGAGUCACGAGGAGCAGGCUUUCAUCCCCGUCUCGACCGGGGCAAUUGCGGCCCACGCCCAGUUGUACGCGCACCCUUACCAGCACAAUAAUGCCGGCGCGAACACGGCCGACUCGAGCCGCAGCAACUCUGUGUCCACCAUGGUCGGCCAGGAGUCCCCGACGAGAGCUUCCUUCGAUCAAUCACGGACCUUCGACCAUCAUGGUCACGAUAACGACGGAUAUGAUGAUGAUCUCGAAUUCAAGCCUUCUGAGCUGAGGAAUUCCGCAACGUCCGACAAGUCGCUUCUCGUUCGUGCCGCUGGCCUCAUGUCACGGCGCGUGUGGAGCGUUCUUUCCCUCGUCUACAACUUCAUCGAUCGCACCAUUUUGAUCUUGGGUUCGAUAACCAUCGCGACGGGCAUCAUAACAUACGCAAGGUUCUUUGAGGGACACGAGGUCUUCAGCGGGCUCGCGCACUGGAUCAAGGGUGGCGUGUUCUUUUGGUAUGGAACGCUGACGUUGGGUCGCUGGUGUGGAAGCUUCGGAGAUUUAGGUUGGGCAUGGAACGUACGACCUGAAACCAAUGCCAAAUGGCAACCGACGGCCGAGUUUGUCGAGGGUUUUCUUAUUUUCUUCUAUGGUUCAACCAACAUCUUUCUCGAGCAUCUCGGCAACGCCGGCGAACCUUUCAGCCAUCAGGACCUCGAACAUGCGGCUAUUACAGUUCUUUUCAUUGGCGGCGGCUUGCUCACUAUGCUCAUCGAAUCGAAUCGCAUUCGUGAUCUACUGAAUACGACCGUUGAGGCAUCUGCCGCCUCUGGACGUCAGCCGGAGCAGGCUGAACUCGAACGACCUGACCACUACGGGUUCUCCAUCAACCCUAUUCCCGCGUUGGUGAUCCUCCUGCUGGGCAUCAUGAUGAGCUCGCAUACACAAGCCGACAUGACCUCGAGCAUGGUACACAAGCAGUGGGGAAACCUUCUGGCUGCUGCUUCCUUUGCUCGCGGCUUCACGUACAUCAUCAUGUAUAUGAAGCCACCCCGGUCCUUAUUACCAGGUCGGCCGCCGACUGAGCUCCUCACCGCCUUCGGCCUGAUUGCUGGCGGCAUUAUCUUCAUGGCCAGUUCUGAGGAUACUGUUCGAGGUAUGAUCAAUUACGAGCUCGAUGCCAUGUUUAUGUACACAGUCACUAUGGGCUUUGUGGGUUUGUACAUGGCUUGGGUUGUCCUGGUCCUGGCGCUCAAGGGGUGGGCUGUCCGGAAGGAGUCUGGCUCGCGGCGCCCGUUGUGGACGCCCAUCACGAGCUCACAAGUUUGA